Molecule: messenger RNA, 3318 nt
Organism: Engraulis encrasicolus (European anchovy)
Lineage: Eukaryota; Metazoa; Chordata; Actinopteri; Clupeiformes; Engraulidae
Gene: slc32a1
Product: solute carrier family 32 member 1
Exons: 2
Coding region: 1546-3144 (532 amino acids)
Biological process (GO): amino acid transmembrane transport
Cellular component (GO): vacuolar membrane
Molecular function (GO): L-amino acid transmembrane transporter activity
Source: RefSeq, a predicted model, not a curated record
UAAUAGGUGGCAUGAUUUUAAAUGCCCCAUUUCAGAUAUAGCCUAAAACUGACUGAGAAUGCACUGUCUAAUGAAUGAUGGCUAGAAUUGGAUUGUCAUUUUCCAGCAAUGGCAUUUUAUUAUCUUCACCUCUUGAAUUUACUGAACUUAUCGGAAAAAUGUCAAUCUUGUGUUUAAACUGAAAAAAUUGACGUGGCUCAAUAGUUAAAGACUGCCUAGGCUAACAAAUAUUUGUCAAACGAUGCGUGAUGCCGUCUACUCUGUAGCAUAUUCAACAGCACUCGAAAGAAAAGGCCGAUAUUUUAUGAAUGAAUGAAAUCUACCAAGUGGUCAUUCCAUUCAGCUGGAGCAUAACAAAGACCUCAUACAGUAGCCUACUCAUUUCUAUCACCACGUUAAUGAAACGAACCAUAACAAUCGGAUGAAAAUGAGAGCAAGCAAGGGACAGAUGCCGAAACAUUCACAUCAUAUAGCCUACACGUAUGAGAAAAAAAUAUUUACACUCAAUUAGCUCACGCAUAUUGCGCAACACAAAGAAAAAAAGAAGCUACUACAAUCCCAGCCAGAGUUUGCCAUUGGUGUGAAAUAAUAAGUAUGCGCCUCCAUUUCAAGUCAGUCCGUAGGAUCUCCAUUUCAGGUGUCAUUUGGAUAGGUGUGCUGUUCCUUUUCCAGCUGUGGGGCCAAGUAAAGAAACGGUAGAAAAAGGAUGGAAAAUAGUAAGACUACAGCACCAAAAAGGUGCACCGUGUUCACAGGACAAUUAAAAAAUGUCGAAACUAAAGGCUGAAACAAGUCCAUGAAGAUGAGAGUUGGUUCAUGGCGCUACCCCCUUCCCCUUAUAUAUAAGUGAACUUAUACGUGCACAUAUGUCUGGAAAUGCCAUUGGGUGCCAUGAUAAACUUUAUUGUGGCCGAUGAGAAUGGGAGGGGGGUAAAGGGUGCAAGCACCACCCCUAGAAAUGCAGCAAACCUCUCCCAUGGUUCUGGUGUGGGCUCUGCUGCGCGCACUAGGAGCUGGAGACGUGCUUUGCACGGCACUCAUCGCAUUGGCAGGCGGAUGAUGACACGUGUCUCCUCCUCGCCCCCCCACCCCCGAGGCUCCUGCGUACCGCUCCGGCAUCACUAACGGCUGAGGGCAACUGUGGAAGCGGUGCCGCAACCACCACCACGGACUAAUUCAUCCUGAAAAUCGGACCACUUUGUCCGCGGCACGAUUUGCAAGGGAGCGGACAGACUGGGUGUUCCACUGCGCAACCACUACGCCCGGAUUUUUGCCACCGUGAAAGACCAAAAAAGAGCAGCGCGUGAUAAUGAUGAGGGGACCGAGACGCGACGUCUGAAGGUGACAUGAAACAAGGGAUUAUCGGCAGCAGCAGGUGUACUUUUAAUAAGAAUCGGAGAUAACGAGUCAGGCGUUGGUAAGUUUUCCAUUCGAAGACUUUUAUUCAUGCGUAAAAAGAAAGCCUAAAGUAAACGCCUCAAUACGAGAUCAUCCCCAUUAGUCUAUCGAUAGGUAGUGUUUUGGGAAAACAGAAAACAAACAAACAUGGCAACGUUAAUCCGCGGCAAGAUUUCCAACAAGAUCACCAAUGCAGCCAACACCGUCUCCCACAAGUCCCAGGCGAAGGUUAGUGGGAUGUUUGCGAGGAUGGGGUUCCAGGCCGCCACCGACGAGGAGGGGCUGGGCUUCGCCGCAUGCGAUGAUUUGGAUUAUGACCAUCGGCAGGGGCUACAGAUGGACAUCAUGAAGAACGAAGAAAUGGGAGGAGGGGGAGAAGGCAGUGGGGACAUGGGCGGGGAUGGCACCAUGGACGGGGACAGCCACUACCAGAGGGACGGUACAGGACCUCCACCUUCCUCCUCGAAAGACGGCGAACUGUGCGCCGAAUUGGCUAAAGGGGACUCGCCAAAAAUCACCGCCUGGGAGGCAGGUUGGAACGUCACCAAUGCCAUCCAGGGAAUGUUCGUUCUUGGGCUACCCUACGCCAUCCUGCACGGCGGAUACCUCGGACUGUUCCUCAUUAUAUUUGCCGCGGUGGUGUGCUGCUACACGGGCAAGAUCCUCAUCGCAUGUCUGUACGAAGAGAACGAAGAUGGACAGCUGGUGCGAGUAAGAGAGUCGUAUGUGGACAUUGCCAAUGCCUGCUGCGCGCCCAGAUUCCCCACCCUCGGCGGUCGAGUAGUGAAUGUAGCCCAGAUCAUAGAGCUGGUGAUGACCUGUAUUCUGUACGUGGUUGUGAGCGGCAACCUGAUGUACAACAGCUUCCCCACUCUGCCGGUGUCGCAAAGAUCCUGGGCCAUCAUCGCCACGGCGAGCCUCUUGCCCUGCGCCUUCCUCAAGAACCUCAAAGCGGUGUCCAAGUUCAGCUUGCUCUGCACGCUCGCCCAUUUCGUCAUCAACGUGCUGGUGAUCGCCUACUGCCUGUCCAGGGCGCGAGACUGGGCCUGGGACAAAGUCAAGUUCUACAUCGACGUCAAGAAGUUCCCCAUCUCCAUUGGGAUUAUCGUGUUCAGCUACACCUCCCAGAUCUUCCUGCCCUCGCUGGAGGGCAACAUGUCGAAUCCGGCCGAGUUCCACUGCAUGAUGAACUGGACGCACAUCGCUGCUUGCAUCCUCAAAGGCCUCUUCGCCCUUGUGGCCUACCUCACCUGGGCAGACGCCACCAAGGAAGUGAUCACGGAUAACCUGCCGGGUGGCAUCAGGGCGGUGGUGAACCUCUUCCUGGUAGCCAAGGCGUUGCUCUCCUACCCCUUGCCAUUCUUCGCUGCUGUUGAGGUCUUGGAGAAAUCCUUUUUCCAGGACGGAGGGCUCGCCGUGUUCCCGAACUGCUAUGGCGGCGACGGGCGCCUGAAGUCGUGGGGCCUCUCUCUUCGGUGUGCCCUUGUGGUGUUCACCAUGUUCAUGGCCAUCUACGUGCCCCACUUCGCCUUGCUCAUGGGCCUGACGGGAAGCCUCACGGGCGCCGGCCUCUGCUUCCUGCUCCCCAGCCUCUUCCACCUAAGGCUGAUGUGGAGACAGCUCCAGUGGCACCAGGUGUUCUUCGAUGUGUCGAUCUUUGUCAUUGGGGGGAUAUGCGCUAUAUCCGGUUUCAUCCACUCAAUGGAGGGCCUGAUUGAAGCCUAUCAGUAUAACAUUGAAGAUUAGUGUAGAGGGGCUUAGAGGUUACCUCACAUUCCCACACAGCGAGUAACCAAGCACCCCCUCCCCCCAUGCGAGUGAAGCCCCCUUGCUUUAAGUAAACUUCAUGCGAUACCAAGUUGGCGCAACCAUUCUCGAUGCACAUGCACAUUGUGCGCAGAUGGACAGCCUGCUACAUUC